AUGAGCUCUGCCGUCCCAACUGUCGAGAUUGGCAGCUAUAGCGUGCCAGUCGGCCUCUUCGUCGGCGGCCAAUUCGUGCCAGGACAUGGAGACUCGCUAGACACAGUCAAUCCGGCGACAGAAGAGACGCUCGGUACAGUACAGACGGCCAAUCAGGCAGAUGUCGACAAUGCCGUCGCUAUCGCUCGAGAAUGCUUCGAGACCACUUGGGGCACCAACACCGCAGGCACAGAGCGAGGGCGACUCAUGUUCAAGCUCGCAGAUCUCAUGGAUGCCGCCACAGAGGAGCUAGCUGCCAUAGAAUGCGCAGACUCGGGCAAGCCGAUCAGCUGGUGCAAGGCAGAUAUCGGCGACGCCACGACCUGUCUGCGCUACUUUGCCGGCGCGGCAGAUAAGAUUCAAGGCGCGACCAUUGAAGUUGACGACCGGCAAAAGUAUGCUUCAGUGCGCAAGGAACCCAUUGGCGUCGUUCUGCAGAUUUGCCCCUGGAAUUAUCCCAUCGUCAUGUGGUCGUGGAAGGUCGCCCCUGCACUCGCUGCAGGCUGCGCCAUCAUCUUCAAACCCGCUGAGAAUACGCCGCUCUCGACACUCAAGCUUGCCGAGCUUGUCCACGAGGCAGGCUAUCCAGCGGGCGCCUUCAACGUCCUGAACGGUCUCGGCAAGACGACGGGUCAACUACUCGUCGAGCAUAUGGAUAUCGACAAGGUCGCCUUCACAGGCUCCACCGCGGUCGGCCGACAGAUCGCCAUCACUGCUGCAAAGACAAAUUUGAAGCGAGUCACUCUCGAGCUCGGCGGAAAGUCGCCCAAUAUUGUAUUUGCAUCUGCGAAUCUCAAGGAAGCGGCGAAAUGGGCUGCGUUUGGUGUCUUCGAGAACAUGGGACAGUCCUGCACUGCCGGAUCCCGCGUGCUCGUACAAGAAUCUAUCUAUGACGAGUUCAUCAAGCUGUUCGUACAAGCAGCUCAAGCGGUCAAGGUUGGCAAUCCACUCGAUGCCGAUACCUUUAUGGGUGCACAAAUCUCAAAGACUCACUUUGAGCGAAUCAUGGGCUACAUCGAGAAGGGCAAGCAACAAGGCGCAAAAGUUGCAACGGGUGGUGUACGAAAAGGCACAAAGGGGUACUUUGUAGAGCCAACGAUUUUCGAGAACGUAUCUCAAGAGAACGCUAUUGCGAUUGACGAGAUCUUUGGACCGGUCGCAGCUGUCAUCAAGUUCAAGGACGAAGCGGAAGCGAUUCAGAUUGCCAAUGCAACGGAUUAUGGACUCGCAGCCGGCGUCCACUCAACAGACGUCAAUCAAAUACAUCGCGUCACCCGCCGGAUCAAAGCAGGCACGGUCUGGAUCAAUCAAUACGUCGCUGCAGACGCCAAGAUACCCUUUGGUGGCUACAAGCAAUCCGGUUGGGGUAGAGAACUCGGCCUGCAAGGACUGGAAGCGUAUCUGGAGACUAAAUCCGUGCAUCAUUACUACGGCGACGACCUCGAUUGGCCAAUCAUACUGUAG
Molecule: messenger RNA, 1503 nt
Organism: Mixia osmundae IAM 14324
Lineage: Eukaryota; Fungi; Basidiomycota; Mixiomycetes; Mixiales; Mixiaceae
Exons: 4
Coding region: 1-1503 (500 amino acids)
Molecular function (GO): aldehyde dehydrogenase (NAD+) activity
Source: RefSeq, a predicted model, not a curated record